Messenger RNA from Hypomesus transpacificus, 2734 nucleotides. RefSeq names its product protein phosphatase, Mg2+/Mn2+ dependent, 1F (gene ppm1f). Gene Ontology annotation, biological process: negative regulation of protein kinase activity; protein dephosphorylation. The transcript has 9 exons. NCBI's taxonomy places the organism in Eukaryota, Metazoa, Chordata, Actinopteri, Osmeriformes, Osmeridae. The record is from RefSeq and is a predicted model, not a curated record. Gene Ontology annotation, molecular function: cation binding; protein serine/threonine phosphatase activity. Gene Ontology annotation, cellular component: cytosol. The coding region runs from base 133 to 1455 and encodes 440 amino acids.
UAUUGAGGCUGUCUGCUGCUUUGCAGAGGGAGGGGCUGCUGCUAUAUUGACUUAUAUACUAGAAGCUGUAUAACUCUGGCUGUUCUACACGGGAAAGGAGUGUCCUCGCUGAGAUAGUCAAAGACAUCAGGCAUGGGCAGCACAGCGGAGGAGGAGGCCAGAUGUUUCCUGUCGAGGUUCGUGGAGGAGUUCCCUGUUCCCGUGGGCCCUGGGGUCGCCCUGCCCCUCGCCCCCCCCAGCCGACCCCCCACCCUGGAUGAGCUGAGGGGGGACAGUCUGGACCUGGGCCUGCGCCUGCUGGCUGCCAGGAAGGCCCCGGGGUCGCUGGCUGCUGCCCUGUGUGAGGCUGCCCUGUCAGAGCUCCUGAAGAGUGACCUUUCACCUCUCCACUGCCCCCAAGAUGCCCAGCAGCAGGACGGAGAACAGGAAGUAUUAUUGCUCCAUUCGGAGCCUGUCCAGCGUCUGUUCUUCAACAAGCUGCGGGAGGUGGGUGUGGCCUGGCACCAACAUCUCCCCGCCCACCCCGAAGCCCCGCCCCUCGUCCCACUGUGCUCCGCUCACGCCAUCAGGAACUCCCGCAGGAAGAUGGAGGACCGCCAUGUGGCGCUCGCCCACUUCAACCAGCUCCUCGGCCUUCAGGAUGGGACGUCUCGCCAGUACUACGCUGUGUUCGACGGGCACGGGGGCGUGGACGCAGCCAACUACGCUGCCACCCACCUGCACGUGCUGCUGGGCCAGCAGGGGGCGCUGGCCUCGGACCCAGACACUGCCUUCAAGGAGGCCUUCACACGCACAGACCACAUGUUCAGAGGCAAAGCCAGGAGGGAGCGUCUGCGUAGCGGCAGUACGGGCGUGGCCGUGCUCCUGCAGGGCGGGGCUCUGACGGUGGCCUGGCUGGGUGACUCUCAGGCCCUGCUGGUGAGGGGGGGGCAGGCUGUCCCGCUCAUGGAGCCACACAAGCCUGAGAGAGAGGACGAGAGAGAGAGGAUCGAGGGUCUGGGCGGCUGCAUCACCUUCAUGGGCUGCUGGCGUGUCAACGGCACAUACGCCGUCUCCAGGGCCAUCGGGGACUUUGACCAGAAGCCGUACGUGUCCGGAGACGCUGACUGCUCGUCCACACAGCUGACCGGCGACGAGGACUAUGUUCUCCUGGCGUGCGAUGGCUUUUUUGACACCGUGAGUUCAGAAGAAGUCCCGCAACUGGUCCUUGGGGCGCUCCGCAAGCACAGGGAGCCCCUGGAGGGGGAGGAGCCUCGGGGGGAGGGGGAGGAGCCUCAGGGAGAGGAGCCUCUGGGCCUGUUGGGUGAGGACGUAGCCCGGCAGCUGGUGGCUCAUGCCAAGGCUGCUGGCUCCAGUGACAACAUCACCGUCAUGGUGGUGUUCCUGCGCUCGCCUGAACUGCUGCUGGUGGGAGGGGCCAAAGACUCCAACUCCCAGGAUGCACAGGGGCAGUGAGUCAGGAAGACCACUAACCUAUCAGCAUAAAGGGAAUGGAAAACUAAAACGGGAGGUUGUGUAUGAUGUGCUGGUGCCAAACUACUGAUACGCAAAAAAUGUAAGUUGUGCUACAUGUGGACAACUAACAGACUACUGAAGCUAAUAUCAUGGUAAAACUAAACUUAACACAACCUAUUUUUAUUGUAACACCUUCAAUGAUGCAUGAAAAACUGAUCAGAUUUGACCACUGUUAAUAACAGGACGUUGGCAGUUUUAUCACUGGCCUUCUGCCUUUUCCAUUUUUCUCUUUUUUCUCACUGUUACAAACAAAUAGCCAUCUCUGUGCCAUAUCCUCCAGUUGCUGAAGAAACAAUUUAAUGAGCUGAAAGAGAAGCUCUCGGUUUUGUGUUAUGAUUCUUUAACAAUCACAGCUAUGGGGUCUCUUAACCACAUUGUGUUUCCCAACAUGUGACCUCACAUUCGUAGGUGCCAUAAAGAAAUGUUGUUAUUCAUGUCUCAAACCUGGCAUCACAAAGGCCUGCAGAACCGGGCCUGUAGCUAGCGGCAGAGCCGGACCUGUAGCUAGCGGCAGAGCCGGACCUGUAGCUAGCGGCAGAGCCGGGCCUGGAGCUAGCUUCAGAGCCGGACCUGUAGCUAGCGGCAGAGCCGGGCCUGUAGCUAGCACGCAGGAACUGUGCAUUAGUGUUGUUGAUCGUCUCAUGCUCCUCUCCCACAAACCCACAGAGCAGAAUCGGUGUUAUAAAAUGUCUGCUCUAUGAUUGGUUGGAGACGGCGUUCCAAGAUGGUGCUCGUCUUGUGCUCAGCCUUUAGGAUGGUUCACUUGGUGCAAACUGUCUCUGGAGUUAUUAGUGACUGCCUGCUAGUUGUGGAAGUGUAGUUGUGAUCUGUCAUUUUCAGCCAUGUUUUACCCUGUCUAGGUCCUCCAUGUGUCUUUAUGACAGGAUCACACGUGUGUACAUGUGAGAGGUCAAAGUUAAAUUGUGUUGAGUGUUCAGCACUUUGUAACUAGCUGUGACAUGAUUGCACCAUGGUAUGUUAAUGAUUUGAAAUUCCCAAUUUUAUACAUGUACUUGAUUCUUAACUGACAGUAUUAUUGUUUCCUAUUAAGUGUUUCCAUUAUCAUUGUACAGUAACAUCAUGGCACCUCUUAACUGUAAUCACUUGAUAACAGCUCAUCUUCAUACAGUUUGGACCCUCCUGCCAUACGCCUUGCCAAUAUUUUGUAGUUUUAUGACAUUUAGCACUGUAUUAAACAUUUGUAUUUACAUUUCCAAGA